Linnemannia hyalina is the source of this 2385-nucleotide messenger RNA. The record is from the annotation of a GenBank genome assembly. NCBI's taxonomy places the organism in Eukaryota, Fungi, Mortierellomycota, Mortierellomycetes, Mortierellales, Mortierellaceae.
AUGACAAAGUCGAAAUCACCAAGACGCGGCGCGUCCCCUCCAGCCCCCUCAACCCGCUCAACAACAACCUCAACCAUCAACACAAGCAUCGGAGCCGCCGCCGCCGCUCUUCACGCCGCAACUAAUGGAAGCAACCCCAGUUCGCCAAGUAGUCCGCCUCCAUCUCCCAAACACCUCAAGCAUCACCAUCACAACGGCAAUGGCGCCGGACCUACCGCCGCUUCCAAGGAGGUAAACAACCACAACCACAACCACAACCACAACCACAGCAAUACCCGGCUAGGACAGCAGCAGCAAAAACACAAGCUCACUGCGAUUAUAACAGACAAGACUACAACCGACGACGGUGGAGCUGCUUUGGCUGGUCAGGAUCGGAAUCCAUCCUCGUCCACUUCUCCAUUAUCUUCCUUUUUCUCAACUUUUUCCACGGGGUUUUCUUCUACUACUACUUUGUGUGCUACAACUGGGUCUUUGGGUUUCACUGCUGCCACUGCUGCCACUGCUGCGUCAGGAGGCGACGAAAGUCAAUCGUCUACGUCGCUGCCGAGUCCGUCUGCUCUCGGAUUCGGAUACUUGAGCGCCAAUCUGUUCGACAAUCUGCAUCAUGACCUUGUACCGACAACAGCUGGAGGACGCGACCAAAAAUUAUCCGGACAAGAGAACGACAGAUUUGAUAGCAGCAGCAGCAGCAGCAGCGAGGACGACAGCGACACGGACGAAGACAGCGAAAGUGAUAGCAGUGUCAGCAACUACCCCAGCGAGGACGAGGACUCGGAGGAAGAGACAGACCUGGAUUAUGACGAGACCUCGGAAGAAGACGAGGAGGACAGUAACAAGAGCAAUCGCGCAACCGCUACUGCCACCGGCAACUCAAUCAAUAACAACAUAAAGGCGGUCCGGAAAAGGCAACAACCUUCGACCCUGUUAAAGCGAACGCUAAAUAAGCGACACGUUCAACGGAUCCAGGAGGAGCAGAAACGGACCUCUCCACCAUCGUCACCUGUCGCUGUCGCCAGUCCUCUCUUGAACAGCAACAACAAUAUCGACUCUUCACACCCACUUGUUCAUCACCAUCACCACCAUCACACUUCAUCUGAGACGGCUACUUCUGGAAAGGGAUCAGAAAAAGAGGUACAACCAUCAAUCCGUGAGACAGCUGUCGUGUUGUUGGCCGACCAGUCUGCCAAGGCAAAGUGGGCCAACUGGUCGACUCGUACACUGUGGACGCUGAUCAUGAUUGGAGGCUUCUUUGCCUGUUUUGCCGCAGGACCAUUGUUUGUCAUUCUGUUGGUCGUCAUGGUUCAGGGUCUCGUCUACAAGGAGGUCAUCUUCUUGGCUACCGUCCCCAGUAAGGAGAAGAAGCUGCCCUGGUUCCGAUCCAUGCACUGGUAUUUUUUGUUCAGCACAAACUACUUUUUCUAUGGCGAGAGUUUGAUCCACUACUUCCAGCACAUCGUCUUUGUUGACGCAUUCUUGCUGCCAUUCGCCACGCACCACCGCUUCAUCUCCUUCACUCUCUAUGUCAUCGGUUUCGUGUUCUUUGUGGCGAACUUGAAGAAGGGCCAUUACCGCUUCCAGUUCUCGCAGUUUGCAUGGACACAUAUGACGCUCUUGUUGGUUGUCUGCCAAUCUCACUUCAUUAUCAACAACAUCUUUGAGGGUCUUAUCUGGUUCUUCCUCCCCGCGUCGCUGGUCAUUGCUAACGAUAUCUGGGCUUACAUUUUCGGAUUCUUUAUGGGCCGGACUCCCCUGAUCAAGUUGUCGCCCAAGAAGACUGUCGAGGGAUUCGUUGGUGGCUGGGUCAUGACCAUCGUCUUUGGCAUGCUCUUUGCGACGUUUUUGUUGAAGUACCCAUAUAUGAUCUGCCCAGUGAAGGACUUGCGGGCGAGCGCUUUCAGUGGACUGACCUGCGACCCCAACCCAGUUUUCAUCCCGGUCAGAUACAACCUCAAGCCUUGGAUGGUCUCUCUCAUCGGCCAUAUCGGCUUCCGCUCCACAUAUGUCAUGAUCGCCCCCCUCCAAUGGCACGUCAUCAUCAUGGCCUGCUUCGCAUCCCUCAUCGCCCCCUUUGGAGGCUUUUUCGCGUCAGGAUUCAAGCGCGCCUUUAAGAUUAAGGAUUUCGGACAGUCGAUCCCGGGUCAUGGAGGUAUCACUGACAGGAUGGACUGCCAAUUCUUGAUGGGCCUGUUCUCGUACAUGUACUACCAGAGUUUUAUCAAGACCUCGGCGGUGACGACGGGGUUGGUUCUGUCACAUGCGAUCAAGUUGAAGGGGACCGACCAGAUGGAGUUGUUUGAUCAUUUGAAGCAGUAUUUGAUUGGGCAGGGGCUUUUGGAUGAGGAGAGUUGUGUGAUCAUGCCUCCCAAGGAAGCCUGGGUCUCGUAA